UUACUGUUUUUAAAGCAAGAAUUUCACUAUUUGUAUGAUACUUAGGAGUUUAACUGUGACACCUGAGCAAUAUACAAGCAAUAAAACUAAUUUUUGUUUUGGUGGGGGCUUCUCCUUUUUCAGUUACUAUGGAGAAUAAUGAAAGUAAUGCUAAGGAUGCAAAGAGCACCUCAGAUGAAGAUGACACCAGAGACGUAGUUCAGCAGAAAACUCAGGAAGAAAUUCUCUUUCAUGAGGAAACCAUUGAUCUUGGUGGAGAUGAAUUUGAGUCUGAAGGGAAUGAGACUGUAUCAGAGGAUUCAAAUAAUUUUGUAGAUAAACUUAAUGAGCAAAUGAUGGAGAGUGUUAUUAUUUCAGAUUCUCCAAACAAUAGUGAAGAUGACACAGGUGAACUUGGAUGUCUUCAGGAAAUUGUAGACCAAAUGGAAGCUAAAGAUAAUCAAAAAACACAAACAGAAGUGGAUAAAGAAGAGUUUUUAAGUAAUGAGAGUGAAACUGAACAUGAAGAAACUCCUAAAGACAUUUCUGAGAUUGGAACAGAUGAUCAGGCAUCUUUAAAGGAAGAAUCAAUUCAGGAAGCAGUGAAGGAGGAACCAAAGUUGGGAAACAACGUUCCUGUUGAAACAAAACCAAAUAAUGUUGAUGAAAGCACACCUAAGGACCAAACAUUGUCACCGAGUACUACCAAACUGUCUUCUGAGGCUGAACCCAUUCCUGUGUGCACAAUAUUCAGCCAAGCAAACAAUGCUAGUUCUCAGCCACAGUUGUUCCUACCUGAUGGUUUUGAGCCUCAGAUGGUGAAAUCUCCCAGUUUUAGUAGUAUAAUAGAGACUCCAGUGAAGUCUAAUCCACAGGUGGUUCAACCAAGUCCUAGUCUAAGCAAAUUCUUUGGUGACACUGUUAACACUAAUACUUUAGCUUCUGAUUUUUUUGAUUCAUUUACCACAUCCAGUUUUAUUUCUGUUAGUAAUCCCAAUGCAAGCUCUUCAGUUUCAGAACAAAUGUCCUCUCUUUCCAAUGGUGGAGAUAGUUCUUCAUCCAACACUACUUUCCCUGUGCAAAAUGGGAGACCUGAAGCAGGUGGUCCACCAUCAUCUCUAGAAAUAACUCAAUCCCCCAAGCCGUUCUCACAAAUCCAAGCUGUUUUUGCUGGGAGUGAUGACCCAUUUGCCACAGCCUUAAAUAUGAGUGAACUAGAUCGAAGAAACGAUGCUUGGAUUCCUAGUGAGGAGACAAGAAAUGUUCUCAUUUCAGUUGCUACACAACAAUACAGCGCUGUGUUCAUCGAUAAAGAGAAUCUCACUAUGCCUGGAUUAAAAUUUGAUAAUAUCCAGGGAGAUGCAGUAAAAGACCUAAUGCUUCGCUUCUUGGGGGAGCAGGCUGCAGUGAAGAGACAAGUUUUAAAUGCCAACUCUGUAGAGCAGUCAUUUGUAGGCUUGAAACAGCUAAUUAGCAGUAAAAACUGGAGGGCAGCAGUUGACUUGUGUGGGCGGCUUCUAACUGCACAUGGUCAAGGCUAUAAAAAAAGUGGACUACCUGCUAGCCAUACAACAGAUUCUCUACAGCUGUGGUUUGUGAGACUAGCACUGCUGGUAAAACUGAAUCUGUUCCAAAAUGCAGAAAUGGAAUUUGAACCAUUUGGAAAUUUAGACCAGCCUGAUCUUUAUUAUGAAUAUUACCCUAACGUAUACCCUGGACGUAAAGGUUCCAUGGUUCCUUUCUCCAUGCGGAUUUUGCAUGCUGAACUUCCUCAGUACCUAGGAAAUCCUCAGGAAUCACUUGACAGACUGCAUAGUAUGAAGAUAAUCUGCACCAAGAUACUAGAAAAUUUGGAACAAGGCUUAGCUGAAGAUGGAAGUAUGACUAACAUUACACAGGAGAACAGACAAGCCUCUGUUCAGCUGUGGAGGUCACGUCUGGGCCGGGUGAUGUACUCCAUGGCAAACUGUCUGCUAAUGAUGAAGGACUACGUGCUGGCUGUAGAUGCUUACCACUCUGUCAUCAAAUAUUACCCACAGCAAGAGCCUCAGUUGCUGAGUGGAAUUGGAAGGAUUUUCCUUCAGAUUGGAGACAUAAAAACUGCAGAAAAAUAUUUUCAAGACGUUGAGAAAGCAGCUCACAAAUUGGAUGGACUACAGAGCCAAAUUAUGGUUUUAAUGAACAGAGCAUUUCUCCACCUUGGUCAGAAUAAUUUUGCAGAAGCUCAUCGAUUUUUCACAGAAAUUUUAAGGAUCGACUCAUCAAAUGCUGUGGCUAACAACAAUGCUGCUGUUUGUCUUCUUUACCUGGGGAAACUGAAGGAUUCCCUGCGGCAGUUGGAAGGAAUGGUUCAGCAGGACCCUCAGCACUACCUACACGAGAGUGUCCUCUUCAACCUGACUACUAUGUAUGAACUGGAGUCAUCUCGCAGUAUGCAGAAGAAGCAGGCACUUCUGGAGGCUGUAGCUAUCAAAGAGGGCGAUAGCUUUAAUACUCAGUGUCUCAAGUUAGGAUAGAUCAUUUCCAACUAUUUUUUCCAGCAAGGCUGAUUUUUUAAAUUGUAUAUACUCUCACCAAUGUGUAAAUGUGAAAUAAAAUCUAUUCAAUUAUGAAUAUUCAGUGGCAUUACUACAGAACCCCUCAUCUCUAACAGGCCUGUCAUUGCAAAAACUGUGCUGACUUAGAGCCAGCUUCAUCCCUACAGGUCUGUUACUGUCCAGUUACUCCUCAUUACAGUGUACCAUAAUAUAUAUAUACAAUCAACUACUCAGAUUCUUUUAUGAGAAAAACUGAAUUUAACCUUAUAUUGUCUUGAUGAUUUUUCAGUAGUCAGUGAGCAAGCCACAUGAGCUUAUUUCAUCAGCUAGGAGUUAUUGACACAAUAUCAGUACAUGUAUUACAGAAAUUCUGAAUGAACUUCUCUUCAUUUGCUUCUACUGUGUGUGCUUCGUUUUGUCCCCAUCACUCUUGAAUCUUACACCUUUGUGUGUUUGUAGCUGUCAGAGAAGGCUGCUUGAUAACCAUGAUUCAGAGUCACAGCAUGGCUGAGGUUGGGAGGAAGUGCUGGAGGCCAUCUUGUCCAAGUCCCAGUAACACAGGGAUAUGUCCAAGAGCAUGUGAGGGAGUCACGGAGUCCUGCACAGUAUCAAUUUCCCACAGUAUGAGGGAAUGUAUUAAAUGAUCUCCCUGUACUUCCUUGUUUUUGUGUUACUGUUAAAUCGUUCAGAUUAAAACACGUGGAAUCUGCAAAGCUCCUCCACUCUGGCAUUCUGCUGGGUAGAGAAAGGAGCAGUGCCAGUUGGAGUGGAAACACAGCGGAUUUCAGCUCAGUUCCUCUCCCAUUAUGAAGCAAAAACACUGAACAUGAAGUAUUUCCGAGGGAAAAUGAUGCAGAGCCUGAGGCAGAGGUAUCUAAGGGUUAGGCCACACAGAGUGGAAGCAAAUGGGGUUCAGGACACAAGGCAGUUAUCAGUGAUGCAGCAGUAUCAGCAUACACUGAUAUUGGCAUCCCUCAGAACACAGAUUUUUGGAAUCAGAGUACCACUGUGAUACCAGUGUAUUUCACACUCUGCCCACAUUUCUCCCUUCAUCUGUAUUGUAAAGAUUCAAUGCAGAUACUCCCACUCAUACAUGAAUACAAUAUAUGCAUCUGUUCCUAGGGGUGUUUUAUUGUUUGAGAUUUAAUGCUUAGCAAUUGGACUAGUUCCUUGUCAUAAAUCACUGCCAUGGGACAGUUCUGUAAAUGUGUUACAUUUUUUAAUACCAUAUCCAUCAAUUAAUUCUCACUCCCUUUUAAUACCCCAACCUGUAUUUUUAAGUAACCAAUAACUCAUUUUUAUGCUUGCCCAUCUGGAGAUACUGUACAUGGGCCAAACAGUUGUCCUCAAAAAUCAGCUUGUUUGAAAGCUUCUGCAGUCUAGACGUGCAGUGACAUAAGGUUGCUUCAAAGUUGCUGGUCACCUGAAAAGGCAUAAGCCUACAGCUUAUACAGAAACAGAAUUUGCUCCAUUUUUACAGUAUAUUUCUGUUUGACAGGCAUACUUGUACACUGAACAGCUAGUUGUGUACCAUUCCACUGAAAAAAAAUUAAAACAGUUGGUAUUUCUGUUUCUGA
This is a messenger RNA of Sturnus vulgaris (Common starling), 4093 nucleotides long. RefSeq names its product trafficking protein particle complex subunit 12 (gene TRAPPC12). Gene Ontology annotation, molecular function: protein binding. Lineage: Eukaryota; Metazoa; Chordata; Aves; Passeriformes; Sturnidae. The record is from RefSeq and is a predicted model, not a curated record. Gene Ontology annotation, cellular component: Golgi apparatus; TRAPP complex.